GUGCGGGUCUGUAUCAUGGACGACAUUUGCAUCCCUGGAGAAAAGUGGGCAUCGGUCAACCUGGAAUAUGCCCUGUAUGCAUCGUCGGCUGGAACCAUGAAGGUGACCAGUACUGUGACGAAACCAGACAUCGAUGCAUUUGCAGGAAGGAGUCCACAAGAUGGCAGCCAGUGGUUUCAGUUUGACCAGGAUGAGGAGGCGUCUUCAACAAGAAUCGCCAUAGCAUCAUACGAAGGUGAGGCGCUCGAUAGUGAUAAGUUUGUUGUCAUGGAGAUAGUGGCCACGCCUACGUUUUACCUGCACCUGCCUGCGCGGGACGAGUAUGAGGAGGACACGGCAACGACUGGACUCCAGCAGCUGUUCGGUAACCACGUUGAGGAGGACAUCUUCCCUUACCGCAUGACGGCGUCUGUUGAGGCUAAGGCUCUCCUGAGGACCUCCACAGAGUCAUGUUCUCAGGAAUGUCCACAUGCGGAUCGUCCACAGCGGGUGGGGGUGACGUCACUGUUAGACUACCUGAAGGGACGGCUUGAUGUCGACCAGGUCACGGCGGUCCACUCAGAAGAAAAGGUCUGGCGAGAUGGAACAUGGAUGGAGUCAGACUUAUAUUGUGCAGCCCAGGCAACAGACAUCACCACCUGUGACAAAGCUUGUUCUUGUCCUGGCGGUGAGGUUUCCCUGUCACAUCCUGCCAACACCAGCGUCUGUCAAUGUCCCUGUAACUGCCCAGAUGGCGUCGUCCAUUUCACGCAUCCCGGCAUCCCCGGCGGUGGAUGUAACUGUGAGCGGUGUCCUGACGGGUCUAUGAAGGUCCCGGAUGAGGAAGGCCGGCUACACUGCCCGUGUCUGUGUGCCGACAAUAGGACCAGCGAGAUGGUACCGGGCGGUGGGGGCAAAUGUGACUGCUCCUGUCCAUGUGGUGACGGCAACAGUGACGUCAUCGCGGCAGAUGGCAGCUGCCCGUGCAGGUGCACCUGUAGAAACUGUCAGGAGUCCGUCCUGGGUCCGCACGGCUGUCUCUGUUCAGACAGCUGCCCUGACUGUGAGAAUGGAGAGGAGCCGGUGUGGGUAGACUGUAGCUGCAGGUGUCCACAGAAGACUGAGUGUGGAGCUCCGCCCACAUGUGUGGUGGGUAGGAUGGGUGUGGACUGUAGGCAGCCGGACUGUAGACCUUGUCAAGGCUGUUCUGGCAACGGCCAGUGCAGGACUUCGGCUGACAGCUGUCAAUCAUCCUGUGUGUGCGGCAGUCAGUGGUUUGGUGACUGUUGUCACCUGAGGAGGCCGAGACCUGUCGGAGGAGAUCCGCAUCUUCAGACGCUCGAUGGUCGCGCAUUCGACUAUCACGGCAUCGGAGAGUUCUGGGAUUGCAAAAGUCCAGAAAACGACUUCGGCGUGCAGACCCGCAUGUUCGGAUUCAGGGGUGCCUCUCUGGUCGGAGCUGCGGCAGUGAAGACAGGGCACAGCGUCGUUACCAUAACAACACCACAAAACGCUACGGAGAAGAGCUUGCCGAUUUUAAGGAUGGACGGCCAACUCCAGUCCAUCAAUACAGGACAGACGUACGUCCUGAAUAACGGCACGGUUCAUCUUGUGGCGGAGAUUCCAAGUACCACCGAGUCCGGGGAGGUUGUACUGUUUUCAUUCACCUUUGAAUCAGGAGCCUCGGUUGCAUUUGACAUCCGGUUCUCGCCCAAGAUGGGUCGUCAGUACCUGAACACCAUCUUUAGUCCGACAGCAGACUUUAAGGAGAAGACUCAGGGACUGUGUGGGUUUAUGGACGAUGCUGAGGACAACGACUUCACAGGACCGGACGGAGCUCUGCAUGGGGAUGCAACCUCAUUCGCUGAGUCAUGGCGCAUCAUCACCACUCAUCACGGGUCCGGCCUGCUGGGUUCCUGGUCCUGGGAAUCUUCCAACUUCCACCCCGAUGACGUCAUGGGUGAAGCAUAUACUGACCAAAGUCACAAACCAACACUUGGAUUGGAUGCAUUCACACCGGAGCAACGAAAGGUAGCUGAAGAGACCUGCGCGCAGCUCGGUUUGUCAGGUGUCCUUCUGGAAGAAUGCAUUUUUGAUGUCGUCAUUACAAACGACACGACCUUCUCACAACAGGAAGUCUUCAAACUCGGAUGCCCUUCUCAGUGCUCCGGUAGAGGGCGCUGUGUGAACAGCACCUGUGAGUGCAUGUCGGGCUGGACAGGUCCGGACUGUGACGUAGGCAACUGUACGGACUGUUCCGGAGAACACGGGAAGUGCGUGCUUGGGUUCUGCCAGUGCGAGCCGGGAUGGGAGGGAACAAGCUGCUCCCAGCGCGCAACGUGCCAUGCAGUUAACAACUGUACCGAUGAGCAGCAUGGCCUGUGUGUGAAAACAAACCAAUGCGUGUGCGUCCCCGGAUAUAUAGGUGUGGACUGCAGUGAGAUCCCGACCUGUUACAAGACCGACAACUGUACCUCCCGUGGUGUCUGUGUGGAUCACGACAGGUGUCUGUGUGAGCGGGACUGGACGGGAGACAAAUGUGACAAGUUUUCCUGCAAGAACCUGGACAACUGCACAGGACAUGGGCUCUGUGUGGACAUUGACGUGUGUGCUUGUGAUUGGGGCUGGACCGGAAGUUCGUGCGCCAUACCUGACUGCCCAUUGGUCAACCACUGUUCCCGCCAUGGAGACUGUGUGGCACCCGACCUGUGCCACUGUUACCCAGGGUAUGACGGGAAGGACUGUAGUCUCGUACAGACCUGUCCUGAGCUGAACAACUGCAGCAGUAACGGGAUUUGUGUGAGAAACGAGUCGUCAGGGACUGACAUCUGCAGGUGCUUCCAGGGCUAUGACAAGGAUGACUGCAGCAGACCAGACUGCUCAGGCCGGAAUGACUGUUCAGGCCACGGUGUGUGUGUGGAGCCCAUGCUGUGUGAGUGUGACAAGGGGUACGGCGGCGUCAACUGUAGCGACUUCUCCUGUCAGAAGAACAACUACUGCUCAGAACACGGGGAGUGUACUGACUAUGACGUCUGCACAUGUAACACGUCAUGGUCGGGAGAGGCGUGUAACAUCCCAGACUGCACUGCGGUGAGCAGCUGUUCCAGCCGGGGAACGUGUCUCGCACCCGACACCUGCGACUGCUACCCUGGGUACGAGGGUGACGGUUGUGAGUUAGAAACCCCGCCAAACCUGAACCGUCCCAACUUUACCCAAGACGUCUACAGGAUCCAAGUCGUAGAGAACCCCACUGUUGGAACGGUAGUGGCAACAGUACGAGCGACUGACAACGACACUGGUAUAAACGGAGAAGUGAAGUACAGGGCGGUUGAACUCAACAACACUACAGCACUUACCUUAGUUCCUGGGACUGCAGACAUUGCCACAACCAUGGAGCUGGACUUUGAAGCCAUCGGAGACAAAGAGUUCGAGUUGAUUGUUGAAGCCAUAGACGGGGGUGCGCCGACACUAACAGGAACAGCCACGGUUAUCAUGACCGUUACAGACGACAAUGAUAACAUCCCUGCGCUGAACAUAGCUGAUGAGUCCGAAGUGCAUGUUGUGUUGAGCGCCCCUAUUGGCUACGACGUUAUCGCCGUAAACGCAAGCGACCAUGAUGCGUCUGCUUCAUUUUCUAACGUGACGUUUAGUCUAACGUCAGCCAAUGAUUUCUUCGGAAUUGAUGAAAUAAACGGACGCAUUCAGGUACAACGCGCCUUGCAAAUAGGUACAUAUCCAUUGGAAGUUGUGGCGAGUGAUGGCGGUUAUCCACCAAAAGCGCGCAGGGCGACAGUUCGAGCAGUUGUGACACAGAUAAGCGCGAACACACCUCCUGUCUGUCAGCCACAAGACGGUCCUGCUCAUCUCUAUGUGGACAUCAGCAAACCAGGUGACGUCAUCACAACUGUGUCUGCACUGGACCGUGACAUCGGAACAGCUGGCGAUCUUCGGUACAGCAUCAGUGAUAGAAAGGGCAACUUGUCAAGUGAGUUUCAGGUGAAUCCUGCCUCAGGUGACAUCUACUUGACAACCACACUAGACCAGUCUUCUAGCAAUAUCUCCUUCGUGUCGCUGACUGCACAAGCUACGGACCUCGGCACGCCGCCAUUGCAAUGCGACCUCCGGGUGAACAUUGUUAUCACGAACGACCCAUCACAGCCCGCCAACGUCACGUUCCCGCCAGAUUGGUUCACCACGGAGAUUGACCACAGUCUGGUUAUACCAACCGCCCUAGGUCUCAAUACAACAGCCCAAGGUUUGAAUACAACCGCCCCAGGUCUCAAUACAACAGCCCAAGGUCUCAAUAUAACAGCCCAAGGUCCCCAUACAUUCUCCCAUGGCCUUGACACAACCAUUCAGGUUCCCAAGACAACUGUACAAGACCAGACAGGCACUGCAAACGAGGAAGUGACUUCACCUACCAAUAUUGGAGCAGUGCCAGCCCAGCUAACCUGGUACCAGCAACCGGAGUACAUCGGCGCCAUAGCUGGAGGCAUUAUGGGUGUGGUGCUUUCGAUCUCUGUCCUCAUCUACGUCAUCAAGCGUAGGAAUCCAGGAGCUAAAGUCCUACCGGGGAAAAAAGAAAUAGAACCCUGGACACGGAUUAACACACCAAACUUUGACUGCCCGGCCGCCCCAAGAUUGGAGACCCCAAGUGCGCCUCCCUCUCUCACAGUUUAUAAGAACACACCAAACUUUGAAUGUCCGGCCGCCCCAAGACUGGAGACCCCACGUGGGCCUCCCUCUCUCACACUUUAUAAGAACCGUGCCUUCCAGGCAUAAUCUGCCGAAGCGGUUUUGACAUAAUCAAGUGUUUGUUAUUGUCUCGUGUGAAAACAUGUUAGUGCGUUUUUGCUUCGCCAGUAGCUGUUCUAGUAAAGUGUGAUGUAUGUAUCGUUUGUUUGUUUUCUUUGUAUUUGUCAUUAAGCUGUGUUAAGUAAACAACGGAGCUCCUGACCGGGGCUUGAUGUGUGUGCCAUAGAAAAUUACACAGUAGAUAUGGUGCAUAACAACACAAAUGUUUUCUUUACUAACGUUAACAUCCAUGUAUAUGACACGCCUGAUCAUUCGGGUAUUUCAUUUUGUUGAGAAAAUGCAUCAUUGUCACAAUGUGUUCAAGUGUGUGGGCCAUUCGAAAUACAAAUAUCAAUAAGAGCCUCAGUAACAAAACAAUUAAACCAGAGGUAUGUUGCAUGAUGGAUCAAUUUCGUGCGUUUAAACCCAAUGUUAAUUUUGAUACGACGAUGACAUAUCAAUUGUGUGAACGCACAGCGUUUAUGUUGGGUUUGUGUGGAAUGUUGUGUGGAAUGUUAAAUGUCUAUUAUCGGCCUUUUUCUUCUUUGAUAUGAACGUUGGUGAAGAUUAGCAAAAAGGACAAUUAACUAGCGAUAUGUGGCUUGAAGUAAGAAAGGACAGCCCUGUUUUAUUUGUA
Branchiostoma floridae (Florida lancelet) is the source of this 5410-nucleotide messenger RNA. RefSeq lists its product as uncharacterized. Gene Ontology annotation, cellular component: membrane. Gene Ontology annotation, biological process: homophilic cell-cell adhesion. NCBI's taxonomy places the organism in Eukaryota, Metazoa, Chordata, Leptocardii, Amphioxiformes, Branchiostomatidae. The coding region runs from base 16 to 4761 and encodes 1581 amino acids. The record is from RefSeq and is a predicted model, not a curated record. The transcript has 21 exons. Gene Ontology annotation, molecular function: calcium ion binding.